UUGGUUUAAAUUUCGGUUUCAUAUUUUUAUUUCAAUUUUCUUCAUGGAGGGGACUAAACAUAAGGAAAAUCCGUAAAUAUUCAUAUUAAUAUACAAAUUAACGAAUAUUGUAGUUUUACCAGGUACAGAGUAUAGCCACAUUAAUUUUACCCAAUUUUAUGCGCCGUGGAAAUAUUUAAAACUUGGAGUGGUAGAUUGAGAAGAGUCAAUGCCUCGCACGAGGAAAAUGUACCUUCAAUAUCAACUACUAAGUAACCUGUUUGUUGUCCAUCACUACUGAAGGUACAGGCAGGAAAAAAUCCCCAUUAUUUCUUUACCUUGAUCGCCAUCAGGAAACGUGAACUGAGAGCCUAGAUCAGUGGCAUACGUGCAGCAUAAGCACAAAUUUCAUCGUCAAUGUUUCGCGUUGAAAUUUUCUUGUAGUUGAAGUGAGUUUUGCGAAAAAAGUUCGUUAAUUCAAGUUUCUGAUUGUUGUCGAGCCGAAAUAAUCACAGAUUUUGGCAGUUUCAGUCGCGAUUUCUCUAAAGAAGUGAAAAGUUGUGUUCAAGAAUGACUAUUAGUUGUAUAAUUAAGAAUGAUUUAAUAAUUUUGAUCCAGUAGUUCCCAACAGUGCGCUAGGGUCCAUCGCUGUGAAAACAUUUUCAUCUAUUUUUAAUCCAAUUUCUGAUGUAGUUCACCUCGUUUUAUAUGCUCUGUUAAAUUUGGAGUUUUUUGCGAAUUUAAUAUACAUAUCUAGAUUUACUUAUCUAUUUACCUACUAUUCCUAUUAAUAUUGCAUUGAAGUGAAUGUAUGAAAUUUGUGUUUAAGGAAACUGUUUACCAGCCCUGUGAAAUUUGUGAGGCUGUAAAAUAAUUGAGCAAACGAGCCACGAAAAAUUUAAGUGUAAUUUUCAAAGUGCAAUGUGCUUCUUGCUUACUCAAAACAUAUUUCAUCUCACUGACUUCUUUGGAAGAAAAUGCUAACUCAAAAGUCAGCUGAUAUCACUUUCUGAAAUAAUUGAACGGGUAGCACAAAGAUAAAAUGACGGUUUUCACUUUGAUUUUGGCGCUUAUGAUCGUCGGACUAGCAGAAGGAGGCCGACAUCUGGACGUGGAGGUGAUGUCAAGCAGGCGAAAUCUGAGGGUUACUUUGAACUCUGUUCAGGUCCUCGAUGCUCGGAUCGGCACGCUGCUCAAUGACGGAACACAAGCCAUGGGUCUUCAUCUGCUGACGCUCAAUCAACAUUCUGGAGCCGUAAUUAUGAAGAAAACGUUCAACACAACUGAGUUCGCAGCUGGCUUGGCACUGUAUCCCGUGCUGACGUCGAUAGCGGCAGGCAGGAUUGCAAUAUUCGCAGUUUUGGCAGAAGCGAGCUUGAACUUGGCACGAGUCACGAGGCAGCUCCUGGCGGGCUUCGGCGUUCACUCUGCGUCGGUGCUGCGGGUGCGGAAUUACUUGGCCUGCGUGCUGACGGUGGGCGGUGUUACCCACGGGGACGCUGCUGUGCUGGACGCCGACACCAUCUCCCUCAAUACCUUCGCGUCGCCUGUGAUAUUCCACGCUGUGAUCCCUUUGUCUGAUCCAGAUUCCUGUUCAUGGAUGAAAGACAACAACAAGAGGAAAAAAUUUUGCAGUCAGUACGACGGGUACGGAGAUUUCUGCGACUGCGAAAAUCCCUUGCCACUUGACUUCCCCAAACAAAAAUUGGCGAACAGCGUCAUCGAAAACAUUCCUGUGUUGAUCAUCGCUGGGAACAGGCCUACUGAGCUCUACAGGUCAAUUAGGUCUCUGCUGGAACAGCCUGGAGGAGCUCCGGAGAAGAUUUUGGUGACGGUAGAAGGAGAUUAUCCGGAAGUGUUUCAGCUGCUUAAUUUAUUGCAGAUUCGCUAUCAGUCAUUUCGUCCCGCUCUUGACUACUCCACGCUUUUGGACUUGAACGACACUCGCGUUUUUUAUGCUGCCAGAAUUUCCAGGCAUUACCACGAUGCUCUACAAUUGGCAUUCAGACUCCACCCUAAUGCACCAGCCGUCAUCCUCUUAGAAGAAGACUUGAUUGCAUCUCCAGAUUUCCUGAGUUUCUUCAACCAGACAGCGUUUUUAUUGGCUUCAGACCCAAGCCUGUAUUGCAUCAGCGCCUGGAACGAUCUUGGAGCCUUACACACUUCCAGGGACACGGGGCUUCUUAUGCGCGUGGAGACGAUGGUCGGUAACGGCUGGAUGCUCACUCGACGCAUCUUCCAGGAGGUCGAAGGCACUUGGCCCAUGAAUGUAGGAGAGGGCGACUGGGACAUGUGGCUGCGGAUAGACGAGAACGCGGCGCAGAGAGAGUGCGUCAUUCCUGCCGUGUCGCGAGUGUUCCACUACGGGCUGACUGGCGCCCACGUUAGAGGGCCGAUGACGAUAGCCCACUUCGCAGGACACCUCACAACUUCACAGCCAAACAUUUGGCUCAAGGAUACACACAAAUUAGUCCAGACAGAAUACGAGAAAAGUAUCUAUGAGUUGCUGGAGAGCCCAAACAUCGUCUUCCACAAUACUUCGCUGUCGCCAUGUAAUAAAAACUACCUUCCAAAAAAUUUCACGGAAACACUUGUGAUAUUUUUUGAAAUGACGCAAGGCCUUGAUAAGGCAGGCUGGGCACUUCUGGCAGCUUGUCUCGGGUUGUGGCACCUAGACACCAGGGGCCAUCACAGAGGUUUAUUCAGGUUCAACUAUUACAAUACAACUGUGCUGGCCAUUGGAUACCCUUUCAGCGAUUACAGUUAUUUAAAGCCCCCUAAAAUCUGCAUGCCGAAGAAAAUAGAGACUACAACCGAACUGCAGCUGCUGGACACUCUUGUUGUUGAAAACCGACGGCGGCACCGCGUGGCAGACUUGGAAGAAUUUCUCCCUAGCCUCAUGCUAGACGUUAGAAUACCCUCAUUUGCUUAUAGUUAGUAUAAUUAGUAUAAGCAGGGAAUUACUUAGUACUUAUAGUUAGUAUAUGCAGCGAAUAACUUAGUAGUUAUAGUUAGUAUAUGCAGAGAAUAACUUAGUACUUAUAGUUAGUAUAAGCAGAGAAUUACUUAGUACUUAUAGUUAGUACAGGGUGUACCAGAAUUAAC
Messenger RNA from Hyalella azteca, 3084 nucleotides. RefSeq names its product protein O-linked-mannose beta-1,2-N-acetylglucosaminyltransferase 1. Gene Ontology annotation, molecular function: beta-1,3-galactosyl-O-glycosyl-glycoprotein beta-1,3-N-acetylglucosaminyltransferase activity. Gene Ontology annotation, cellular component: Golgi membrane. Bases 1022 to 2917 code for a protein of 631 amino acids. The transcript has 15 exons. Gene Ontology annotation, biological process: protein O-linked glycosylation via N-acetylgalactosamine. The record is from RefSeq and is a predicted model, not a curated record. Lineage: Eukaryota; Metazoa; Arthropoda; Malacostraca; Amphipoda; Hyalellidae.